AUGAAAGCAAAUUCAAAUAAUAAUACUUCUUCAUUAUCACCAAAAGUUUUAAAGAGUUUUCCUUCAAAAGUUUCAAUUGAAAUCACCCUUUUAAGAGAUAUUUAUUACAAUCAUUUUUGUUAUUUAAAUGAUUUAAUUGAACAAAAUGUAGAUGUAAAUGAUUAUAGAUAUGUAAAUUGUUUAGGUUAUUUGAAAACAACUAAAAUAAGACCAGGAUUUGCAUUCUCAUUCUCUCAAAUUGUGUUUAUGAAAAGUGUUGGUUUGAAAAAUUUAUUGGCUCAAAAUGAAUAUGAAUUAAAAGUUAUAAAUAAUGUAAUUGAUAGUAUCAGUAGUAAAACAAUGGUUGAAAUUUUAAAUGAUAAAGUUAAAGUUCUUACUUUGGAAUCAGAAUCAUUAAGAUAUAAAAUCGAAUAUGUUAAAACUAUCAAAAGUCCAAUAAAAAUUGUAGUUUCAAUCUAA
Messenger RNA from Dictyostelium discoideum AX4, 459 nucleotides. RefSeq lists its product as hypothetical. The transcript is spliced from 2 exons. The record is from RefSeq and is a predicted model, not a curated record. The coding region runs from base 1 to 459 and encodes 152 amino acids. NCBI's taxonomy places the organism in Eukaryota, Evosea, Eumycetozoa, Dictyosteliales, Dictyosteliaceae.